UCUCUCUCUCUCUCUCCUUCUCCUCUGUGAUCUUCUUCUGCAACCUGUAAGGAAUUAAAUCGUCUGAAAUACAUGUUUGGCUUAGGCGACGAUCUCAUUAUUGAAUUUCCAGGGGUGUCAUGGCUCAUAUGGCUGCACCUCUUGGUGAUGUUCUUCCUCUUCUUCCUCCUUCUCUCCUACCUUGGAAUCCAUGUCUUCCAUGCCGCCGAAGACCGACCGAGCUCGACCUACGCCGGUAAAUUUUCGAGUAACGAUCACCCUGGAACAAAGCAAAUCCAGAAAAAUCCCACUAACAGUGACAGCAACUGCUCACUGAUUGAUAACAAGGUGACUGAAAGUCUAGAAACCAUUGGAGGCCACUUGACAACAUCCACAGGAAUAACAAAACUGAAAGUGGGGAAGGAACAAGAUGAGGAAGAAGAGAUAGAAGAAAUGGGGGAAUCUUCACCAAUAAUGCUCAAACAGAGAACAGUAAUGCACUUUUCUGUUAAUCCCUGCUAUUACCUGGGACAAGUUUUAAAGCCUUUUCUGAAGUGCUUGGGUCUUCAAUCCAUAUAUCCGGAUCCCUCAACAACAAAGCAAGAAGGAAGAAAUCCAAAGAAAAUGACACAAGAGAAUCUAUUGGAUCAAGAUCAGAAAGUAGAUCCAAAAACCCUUCAAUGACAUCAGUGAUGGCUAGGGGAGCUCCCGAUACCCAUUCAGAAUACUGUAACAUAACUUUCUAUCUCAGAUGUAUAGCUUUCUCAA
Messenger RNA from Telopea speciosissima, 747 nucleotides. RefSeq lists its product as uncharacterized. The record is from RefSeq and is a predicted model, not a curated record. Bases 73 to 663 code for a protein of 196 amino acids. NCBI's taxonomy places the organism in Eukaryota, Viridiplantae, Streptophyta, Magnoliopsida, Proteales, Proteaceae. The transcript has 3 exons.